AUCUCUCGCACUCUCCUCUUUCGCUCUUCACCAACUAGAGGCACUGUGUUCAAAUCGUGACACUGUGCAUUCUGUAGGGAAGUUCUUUGUUUCUUCUUCUCAGUCAUGGCGCUUCUUGUGGAGAAGACGGUGACGGGGAUAGAGUACAAGGUGAAAGACUUGUCACAGGCUGACUUUGGUCGAAUGGAGCUGGAUCUGGCCGAAGUUGAAAUGCCUGGCCUCAUGGCUUGCAGGGUUGAGUUUGGUCCUUCUCAGCCAUUCAAGGGAGCUAGAAUUACUGGCUCCCUUCAUAUGACCAUCCAGACGGCGGUUCUUAUCGAGACCCUCACUGCCCUCGGAGCCGAGGUCAGAUGGUGCUCCUGCAAUAUCUUCUCUACUCAGGACCAUGCUGCAGCAGCCAUUGCCCGCGACAGUGCAGCUGUGUUUGCCUGGAAGGGGGAGACACUCCAGGAAUACUGGUGGUGUACAGAGAGGGCUCUGGACUGGGGUCCUGGUGGUGGCCCAGAUCUGAUUGUUGAUGACGGGGGGGAUGCCACCCUACUAAUUCACGAGGGGGUCAAGGCUGAGGAAGAGUUUGCGAAGACUGGCAAGAUUCCUGAUCCUUCUUCAACUACCAAUCCCGAGUUUCAGAUUGUUUUGGGAUUGAUCAAGGAUAGUCUCAAGGAGGACCCCUUGAAGUAUCACAAAAUGAAGGACAGGUUGGUUGGUGUAUCUGAGGAGACUACUACAGGGGUGCACAGACUCUAUCAGAUGCAGGCUAAUGGAUCUCUCCUGUUCCCUGCUAUUAAUGUUAAUGACUCUGUUACGAAGAGCAAGUUCGAUAACUUGUAUGGUUGCAGGCACUCACUUCCAGAUGGUUUGAUGAGAGCCACUGAUGUGAUGAUUGCUGGCAAGGUUGCUGUUGUGUGUGGAUAUGGAGAUGUUGGUAAGGGUUGUGCUGCUGCCAUGAAGGCUGCUGGAGCUAGAGUCAUUGUGACAGAGAUUGACCCAAUUUGUGCUCUGCAAGCCCUUAUGGAAGGUAUCCCUGUUCUUACUCUAGAAGAUGUAGUGAGCACUGCAGAUAUCUUUGUUACAACAACAGGAAAUAAGGAUAUUAUUAUGGUGGAUGACAUGAGGAAGAUGAAGAACAAUGCUAUUGUUUGCAACAUUGGUCAUUUUGACAAUGAGAUUGACAUGCAUGGUCUUGAAACCUACCCUGGUGUUAAGAAGAUAACAAUCAAGCCUCAGACAGACCGAUGGGUGUUCCCUGAAACAAACAGUGGUAUCAUUGUCCUUGCCGAGGGGCGUCUCAUGAACUUGGGUUGUGCUACUGGCCACCCAAGUUUUGUCAUGUCUUGCUCAUUCACAAACCAGGUUAUUGCACAGCUGGAGCUUUGGAAUGAGAGAAAAACAGGCAAGUAUGAGAAGAAGGUAUAUGUGCUGCCCAAGCAUCUGGAUGAGAAGGUAGCUGCUCUACAUUUGCCCAAGUUGGGUGCCAGACUUACAAAGCUUUCUCCAGACCAGGCUGCAUACAUUAAUGUUCCCGUGGAGGGUCCUUACAAGCCUGUUCACUACCGAUACUGAGCUAAUCAUGAUUUUCUCAUGACUUGUUUGUGAAGAGCUGUUUUGAUUAUAGCAAUUCGAGCACAAAACAGUUUUGGCAUCUUCAUUAUUUUCCGUAAUAAGUGAUAGAUUACUUAAUUUGAAUGAUGUUGAAUUGUGAGCUGAAGCGGAAUAAGAAUCCAUGGGCUAAACCAAGGAUUUGAAGAAAAUGAAAAGAAAAUGUUCGUUGGUUUCACAUUCUAUUUGUAUCUGGAUUUUAUGCUGAGCAAUUUUAUUAUGUAAAAGCUAUUUUCGUA
Molecule: messenger RNA, 1838 nt
Organism: Cryptomeria japonica (Japanese cedar)
Lineage: Eukaryota; Viridiplantae; Streptophyta; Pinopsida; Cupressales; Cupressaceae
Product: adenosylhomocysteinase
Exons: 4
Coding region: 106-1563 (485 amino acids)
Biological process (GO): L-methionine cycle
Cellular component (GO): cytosol
Molecular function (GO): adenosylhomocysteinase activity
Source: RefSeq, a predicted model, not a curated record